This is a messenger RNA of Gongylonema pulchrum, 816 nucleotides long. The record is from the annotation of a GenBank genome assembly. NCBI's taxonomy places the organism in Eukaryota, Metazoa, Nematoda, Chromadorea, Rhabditida, Gongylonematidae.
CGUUAUGCUGCAGCAGCAGUGCCAUCCACAAUCUCAUCCGCAGUAUCUGCACCGCCUUCCGCUCUCAAGCCGAUGGAUGAAACGAUCGUAGCUCCGAUUACUAACGGUUAUGAAAACAAAACUGUCACAGGUCAGCGCUGUAAUUUGAGGACGAAAAGAACAGCAAAACUGGAAGUUUAUGGUGUGAUUUAUCAAAUGUUAGAUGUCAGUCCCGGGUUAGCGAAUGUAUUGAAUUCACAUAGCCGACCGGAAUCUGUGCCGCUACCGACGGACGAGUUGCAAGGUGCCGGUGAUGCUGCCGAGGAUACGUCAAAGAUGCCCUCACUUAGUAAUUCCGUUCCGCUCAAAACGGCGACGUUGAACGGUGUGAAGCAGAGCAACUGCGAUUCGGCCAGUCAUCCCUGUGAAGACAUUGUCGGGCUAAAGGAUCAUAAUGCUUCGAUCGAGAAGAUAGAAGCCAUGUUCGAUAAUGAAAUUUCCGUGGCUGAAGAAAACGUACGAAAUUCGUUUAAGUGUGUACGGCAACUUUUGGCCGAUCGCGAGAGCCAUCUGCUGGCCGAGUUACGACGAACGCAUGAUGAAGGGGCACGAUUCUUCAAUGAGCGUCGAGUGUUAUCUUGUGAGUUAGAUGAGCGUGCCAAACGUAUGAGCGCAAUGAGUGAUCGUGAACAGGCCGAUUUACGAGAGGAAAUUGCGAGAUUUGUUGCGGAGAAGGAAGCGGAAGAAGAAAUCGGCCGUGCCAUUCGUUACCAUUGUGACAACACUCAGCUUAUUAAACUUGUUAAAAAUUUCGGCGAAGGUGAUUUUUUGGUGUGA